AUGUUCCUUAGAAGCUGUAUUCAGUGUGACCCACUUCACCCUGACGUGGCGAUUCGAAGAGAUUCUGUUUGGCCUUCAUAUGAGUUUCCAUGGUGGACGACUCCUAAGAGCUAUCCAAAGGAGGGAAUCUACUACAUGCUUAGCAAGUCAGCCAAGUGGGCUGAAGAUGGUGCUUUGCCACUUGUGCGAACGAACCUUCAGACAUCAAGCCUAUCACCAAAGGAUGGCAGCUGGCUUAAAGCACAAUUGGAGCAAGCGCAGGAACUCAUUGUGGAAAGGAUUGAACAUGCCAAGGCUGAGGUUGAUUUCAUGAUGCAACAGAUCAGGGAUUGGGAAGAUAUUGUAUUUUUGUCUUCCAAACUUGAUGCUGAGAAGCUCUGGUAUUGUAUGAGUCAGCUUUUCUAUUGUUUGCCAUUGAGUUGGCAUGACGCCAAGCCUCUCCCCAACAUUUUUAUGCCAGAAGUGAGCCAAACAGGCAUGUUCACCGACAAUGGGACAAACACCAUGUGGUGUACCCCACACUCCCAGAGCCAUGCUGGUAGCUUCAUCUUGCUGGCCGUCCUCGGCGAGCUGGUCAAAGACCACAAAUCCUGA
Laccaria bicolor S238N-H82 is the source of this 594-nucleotide messenger RNA. RefSeq lists its product as uncharacterized. The record is from RefSeq and is a predicted model, not a curated record. NCBI's taxonomy places the organism in Eukaryota, Fungi, Basidiomycota, Agaricomycetes, Agaricales, Hydnangiaceae. The transcript is spliced from 3 exons. Bases 1 to 594 code for a protein of 197 amino acids.